Molecule: messenger RNA, 1330 nt
Organism: Carica papaya (papaya)
Lineage: Eukaryota; Viridiplantae; Streptophyta; Magnoliopsida; Brassicales; Caricaceae
Source: RefSeq, a predicted model, not a curated record
GAUCUGUACUCAGCUAUUCUUUUCUCGCCAACUCCCCAUUUCCAUACCCAUAAGCCAUAGCAGCACCAGGAAGAAAAUCGGGGAGGACGGGGUUGAGCAACAAAGCAUGGAUCUCAAGAGAAAAGAAAUGAUUGUAUCAGCUCUCUGUCAAUACUUCUCAUUGGAUCCUAAACCUUUUCUGGAGGACAUUCCGGAGAACGAUAUCAAGGAUUUGUACUCAAAAAUUUCAAAGGCAUCCACAAAGGCAUCAUCUUUGGAAAAUAACGAUGAGGUUGCCAAGUGGAUAACAUUUGCAGAUCCUUCAAAUUCCAAAGCAUCCGUUGACAUUCUCAAAGAAUUGAAUGAGGACUUGGCUCCAAAAUCUGUACUUUCAGGAAAUGGAUUAAGACCAUCAGAAGUUGAUGUUAUUGUAUUUUCUAGCAUACAUUCUUUAGUGGCUGACCUAUCAGAUUCAGACAAGGAAAAGUUACCACAUUUGAUGCGAUGGAUUGAUUACAUCCAGAACAAAGAGAAUUUGUGGAAACUAUUUGGAACAAUAUCUCUGCAGAAGCCUGGGUUUGAGUAUCAGUUGCCGGGAACAAGAACUGCAGCUAAGGUGGAAGUCGAUUCAAAUGCAAAAAAGACUGCGCAAGGCAGUAGAAGUGCUGAUAGGUCAGAAGCAGAACCCAGUACCAAGAAAGGAGAUUCUGGGGUAAAUUUUAGAUUUACCUUGUUCAUUGUGUCAUUCAGAUUCACAUUAUUUAGGGUUUUGGGACUUGUUCCUAUGGUUUCUUUCAUGUUCAUUUGCAUAUUGAAGAACCGCAAAGUUGUGCUGAUUACCAAUGUAAAACCGGGAAAGUUACGAGAUGUGAUGUCAGAAGGAUUGGUACUAUGUGCUUCCAAUGAAGAUCACACAGUAGUCGAGCCUUUGCACGCUCCAGAAGGAGCCAAACCUGGAGAGUGCAUUUCAUUUUCAGGGAUUGAUGGAAAGCCAGAAGAUGUCCUAAACCCAAAAAAGAAGCAGUUAGAGAAGAUAACACCGCAUCUUUUCACCGAUGACAAGGGUGUAGCCACUUAUAAGGGUAUACCAUUUAUGACAACUGCUGGGCCUUGCACGUCAUCUAUUCCAAAGGCGAGCAUCAAGUGAUGGUACCGAUUCUCAGGUUCAUUAUUAGUCAUUGUAGCAACCGAUCACACCUUCUUGCUUCUCAAUUUCUAAAGCCUAUGUUACUGGAUAUUGAAAACUUGAUAGAAGUGCAACCAUGGGAUUGAGUUAUAAAAUUUUGUUAUGGACAAUUCAUAUAAAAAGGGUAUUAAAUGUAUGUCAAAUGGGAAGUGCAAUAUUUUUCCA